Molecule: messenger RNA, 2960 nt
Organism: Ziziphus jujuba (common jujube)
Lineage: Eukaryota; Viridiplantae; Streptophyta; Magnoliopsida; Rosales; Rhamnaceae
Product: pentatricopeptide repeat-containing protein ELI1, chloroplastic
Exons: 4
Coding region: 446-2332 (628 amino acids)
Biological process (GO): RNA modification
Molecular function (GO): RNA binding; zinc ion binding; protein binding
Source: RefSeq, a predicted model, not a curated record
CUAAAAUUAACAACCAACUAUCCUGCAAAAUUUCACCUUUCUUUUUCUCUGUUUUUGAAGAAAUUCUGAACCGCUUACUUCAUCGUUGCCAAAACGUGACUUUUGCCAGUCUUAAAUGGUGGUAGCUUUUAUAUAAUAUGUUGAGCAAAUUACAAUUUUCUCCGUUUAGCUGGUGUACAAUUUUCAAUUUUCCUGGAGGCAAAAAUUUGUUAAAUUGUUUAAUUCAUAUUUGCAGAAAUUUUCGAUUUUUGAGUUAUUAUAUAAAGAUACGUAAAAACAUGCAGGCAUGGUAUUAAGAAUCUGAUCAUUUUUUAGGUAUUAGGAAUCUGAUCUCUUGGUUUCAUCAAAAGGAAUCUGAUCUCUUGGUUGGUUUGCAUGCAGAAUCUACAAAAGGCAUGGUAAAAACUUUAGCCUGGGGCUAUUCCUAUAAAGCCCUUGCAUAAAAAUGCUUAAUCGGAUCUUAUUAUAUGCUAAGAGGAUUGGUACCCUAAUUGACCAAGGGCAAAGUUGUCAAGCUAUAACUCUGUUCCAUCAGCUCCGGAAAACUGGGUCCAAAAUCACAGAGUUUCUUCUCUCAGCAACUGUAAGAGCUUGUGGAAGGCUAGCUGCUAUUAAAGAAGGAAAGCAGUUCCAUUGCAUGGUGAUCAAACAUGGGUUUAAUAGAGACAUGGUUUUGAUGACUUCCCUUCUCGAUAUGUACUCUAAAUGCAAUCAAAUCGGAGAAGCCCGCCGUGUUUUUGAUGAAAUGCCUGAAAGAGAUGUCAUUGCCUGCAACAGCAUGAUUUCUGGGUUGUGUUUGUCUCACUUAACAUCAGAGGCAGUUGACUUGUUUAAUAACAUGUCGAAGAGAGACGUUGGUUCUUGGAAUUCUCUGAUUUCGGGUCUUGGGCAACACUCUGAAGGAAGAACUGCAUUGUUUUUCUAUGAGAGAAUGAGAUUGCAGGGAGCCCAAGUUGACGGUAUGACCAUGGUGAGUGUUCUUGCCAUAUGUGCUGAUCUUGCAGCGCUACUUAAUGGUAAGCAAAUUCAUGGGUUAGUCAUGAAAAAUGGUUAUGAGCAUUAUUUGCCGAUUGGAAAUGCCAUGGUUGACAUGUAUACUAAAUGUGGAUGCAUGGAUGAUGCGUGCUUGUGUUUCAGAAACAUGCCAUCCAAAAAUGUAGUUUCAUGGAGUACCUUGAUUGUGGGAUAUGGAAAACAAGGCCUGGGGCUGGAGGCUCUUCAGGCAUUUGUGGUAAUGGAAAUGGAAGGAAUACGACCAAACGAAAUCACAUUCUUAGGAGUCCUUUAUGCAUGCAGUCAUGCAGGUUUAGUGCAAGAAGGAUGGAGAAUUUUCAACAUGAUGGUACAUGUAUACUCCAUCAACCCCAUGAUGGAGCAUUAUACAUGCAUAGUGGAUCUCCUAGCACGAGCAGGCCAUCUCCAAGAGGCCUCUAAUUUCAUUGAGAAAAUGCCUAUGAAGCCGGACACAAAGCUUCUCACAGCUUUUCUAAGCUCAUGUUUCACACAUAAAGACUUCGAGCUAGCAAGGAGUGUUGGAGAGAAACUACUUGAAUUAGAACCUCAAGAAGCAGGUGCUUAUAUGUUGCUAUCUAACUUGUAUGGACUUGUUGGGGACUUGGAAGCAGUUGCAAAAGUGAGAAGAUUGAUGUCAAAUAGAGGCAUAAGGAAAGAGAAGGCCAGUACAUGGAUUGAGAUUAACAAAACAAUUCACAGCUUUGAAUCAGGAGACAGAUCUCAUCCCCUUAGCAAAGAGGUUCACAAGUACUUACAGAAUCUUGUUGAGAAAAUGAAGACUAAUGGGUAUGUUCCAAACACAAGCAUGGUCAUGCAGAAUGUUGACAAGAACACAAAGGAGGAGAUAGUUCUUGGACACAGCGAGAAAUUGGCCAUUGGACUUGGUCUAAUCAGCACUGUUCCAGCUCCUGUACUUCCCGGGAGUAUAGCAAUCCCAGUGGAUCUCUUCGUGUCUCUUAAAGAUGCCAAUUCGGGCUUGGGUUACAAGGUCUACAGCCGUUCCUCUUCGCAUUCAUUGUCCCAUGAUCGAACUACGCUUGAUGCAGCUGGAAAUCCUCUCAUUUCUAUGUCUCGUGAUGAUAAGGGAUGUUGGAAAGGCUUCAAGGGGAAUGGAGAGGAGCUGAUAUUCAGAGUGCAGAGGACAAAGAAUACGCUUACUACAACUGAAUUAGAGGUGUUUCUUGCUGGUAGCAAUUUGGAAGACAACACCUCUGAUUUCAAGGUGAAAGGUUGCCCUUUCAUGAGGUCCUGCACAGUCUAUCGUGGCAAUGACAUAGUGGCCCAGACUAAUCCCGAGAACAAACUGAGCCAGGGAUGACAAAGUUUUACAAAAUGUUUCAUAACUUUGUAAAACGAAAAAAAAAAAAAAAUGGUUCAAGAAAUAUUGCCAUUGAAAUGGUUCCUUAACAGGAAAAAACAAAAUGAUAAUUUUGACAAAUUGGCAAUUUUUUUUUUGGCCAACGAGAAAUUAGCAAAUUGAAGUGGUAAUAAUUUUAACUUGAGAAGUGCUUUCGCAUAUUAUUGACCAUCAUUCGAAUCAUAAAUAUUCACUAAGACAAAAUGCUUAAAAGAUAUUACUUUUGAAAUGGUGUUUUCCUUUACUACUCUGGACAUUAAAAGUUGAAUAUUUACGAAAAAAAAAAAUUACUAAAUGGCGUUUUCGGAUAUUAAAUGUUGAAUUUUUUUUUUUUUUAAAAACAAAAAGAAGAAAGAAGCAAACAUGUGUUUGUAGGGUUGGUCUGGUUGAAAAUUUACUUCUAGAUCUAGGGUUUAAACAUUGAUUUAGAUGAAAAUGGAUUUUAUCGUCAUUUUUGGUAAGAAAUAGUGACAACAGGUAAAGAUGAAAUUAAAUAAACUGGAAUAUAAAUGCGAAGAGCGACAGCAGACUCACUAUGGCUUUAAGGGCAAAUUAAGUUAAAAUUUUAAGCACAGAUUAUUUCUUUGAG